UGUAACCUGUACGCUCCGUUUUCCCUACGAAGGGGUUAGCAAGCUGAACAAUGAGGACAACAAUGGUCCAUGUUUUCAACCAAUACUCACACUUCCUAACCUUCGUGUCAUCUUUUGACAUAAAGUAGGUGACCCUGACCUUUCACAUGGGCUGUGUACAUUUUCCACCCACUCAAAAACAAUUUCUUAUCCUCUUCCCACAAAACCCCUGAAGCCAUCCGAAGAAAAACUCAGCACAGCCCACGAUAAGACUGCUGUCUAAAGAUGCCACGGGCCGUUAAUUUAUAUUGCUUUAAAAUCCAAACUUCCUGGGAGAAAAAAAAUUAGGAACCCAAGUCAGGAAAUCCCAGCAUUCUGAUAGCUUUAUCCUUCACCCCUUUCUCUGUUGGUGAGCGUAUUCAGUUUAUUUUUUUAUCUUGUUUUACAGUGAUUUGUAUAUAUGUAUGGGAGGGCCCAAUAGCACUUAUGCAAAGCUGGGAUUGCUAAUUCAAGUACCUUUGAGUGAACAAAAUCAGGCCACCAUAGAAGGUCAUUUGUAUAGAAUAUGCUACUCAGGUCAUUUCUAGUGCAGGUUAGCGUCAAGGAGGAGCAGUUUUUCAUGUGUUUAUUUCCAUUGGUGGGCAGUCAAUUUCAGCAGGAUUAAAGGCAAGGAAAAUUAAAUGAUAUGAUGUUUGUUGGGUUGAGUUGGUAUUGAUUAUUAGGAGAUAUUAGUAGUAAUAUUUUAAGUUGGCCAGGGGAUUUUUUUAUAAGGGGGUAGAUAUGGAUCUCAGUAUGAGCAGGGAUAUACAAGUGUCAAUGCCAAUGCCAACGAAUUAUCACCACCAGCAGCAUAUUCAGGAAUCUGCAAGGAUUCAACAGAUUUAUAGCAAAGGUGGAAGCUUUGCUGGAGUUGUGGAGGGAAUGAGUCCACCCGAGGAUCUGAGGUCUCAGGUUCAAGCCAUGAGGCCUCCUCCUCAACCUCUUUCUCAUCACGUUCAUGAAACAGUGACACCCACAACAAGGCCUCUUCCUCCUCCCGUCCUCGAGGACAUGAGGAGUGCCCAACAUCAGGUUAAUCAAGGGAGGCAAUACCCACAACAUGAAACCAACAGGAACAAUAAUAAUAAUAUUAAUAAUGCAGAUGGUAUCAUGCUCAAUAAGCCUGUUAAGUACAGAGAGUGCAGAAAGAAUCAUGCCGCAAGCAUUGGAGGGUAUGCAGUUGAUGGUUGUGGAGAGUUCAUGCCUAGCGGCGAGGAAGGGACUUCUGCAGCUUUGAAAUGCGCAGCUUGCAGUUGCCAUAGGAAUUUUCACAGGAGGGAAGUUGAAGGGGAACCAAGGUGUGAUUGCCAUCACACACGCAGGUGAAGGAUUUUUAGGGUUUCUAGGGUUAGGGUUUAAGACAGGAAGAAGAUGGUAUUUGCAAGAAGAAGGAGAAGAAGCAUUGGUUUGUUUUAUUUGUACUCGAGGCAUUUGGAUUUUGAGAUUUUAGUAAUUGUUUAUUGAGAAAACUUAGGUAUGUUUUCAGAAGAAACUAGGGCAGUCAUUCAACUGGGAUCUUUUAUGGUUUGUGCGUGUAAGUUCUUCCCUUUUGGGUGUGGAUGCAUUGUGGUUGAUAGGACUUUGCAUGAAUGCAUUCUGGGUAUUAAGAUUUUAUAUGGAUGGAUGUGUAUAUCCGUGUUUCUUAUAUUACAUGGUUAAGUUAUUUGCAUUGCUGCACUGGGAGAAAUAAAAUAUAACUGCAGAAGUCGCUACUUGAAUUGUGAA
Messenger RNA from Cryptomeria japonica (Japanese cedar), 1743 nucleotides. RefSeq names its product zinc-finger homeodomain protein 4. The record is from RefSeq and is a predicted model, not a curated record. The transcript is spliced from 2 exons. Gene Ontology annotation, cellular component: nucleus. Lineage: Eukaryota; Viridiplantae; Streptophyta; Pinopsida; Cupressales; Cupressaceae. Gene Ontology annotation, biological process: regulation of developmental process; regulation of DNA-templated transcription. Bases 760 to 1344 code for a protein of 194 amino acids. Gene Ontology annotation, molecular function: DNA-binding transcription factor activity; transcription cis-regulatory region binding.